AUGACUAUGACAGUCUUUGACGGAUAUUAUAAAGACUAUGACCAUGCCCGACAAGAGGCAUUCCAAGCCAUUGAUGAGUACAAGCACACUUCGAAUUCCACUGAGCGUGAACACUUGGCGGUGACUGCAAAAAGUAACAUUGAUGAAGUGGAGCGAUAUAUACGCAUUUUGGAUAAUGAAGCUAAGGUUGAGUCGUCUCCGACAAAGAAGAGGAAAAUGAUGGAGAAGGUGCACCAUUGUAGAACCAAAUGGACUAGAUUGAAAAGUUCGUUGGAGAAGGAAUUGUUAGCGAACGAUGUCCGAGCAGGGAAAUCGUCCAUGGCAUCCGUUGAGGAUGCGACCACGGUAGAACAACUUGAAAGUUGCACUGAACGUGUCGAAAGAACUGGACGUCAUUUAGAAGAUGCACAGCGUAUUCUCGCCCACACGGAAGCAAUCGCGGAGAAUGUUGCUAACAACUUACUUCAGCAACGGAAUCAACUGGAGCACACGGAGCUGAAUAUUGCACAAACGCAAGAUGACACUAUGGAAGCAAAACGCAACAUCCGUUCGAUGGCAUUCAAAGCGUGCACAAGUCGAAUUCUUUUGUUUUUGGUGAUGUUAGCGCUCGUCACUGCCAUCGUUCUAGUGUCGUAUUUCAAGUGGUACCCACGUGACCAAAAGGACUACCUGGGCAUUUUGCCUAACUCUAGCAACUCCAGCUCCUCUACUAAUGGUGAAGAUUUCCAAUGA
Messenger RNA from Peronospora belbahrii, 732 nucleotides. NCBI's taxonomy places the organism in Eukaryota, Oomycota, Peronosporomycetes, Peronosporales, Peronosporaceae. The record is from the annotation of a GenBank genome assembly.